AUGUUGACACCACAACUUGCGACAGUGCUGAAAUUAUUCGACCCCAUCGGCGAUACUCCCGCCGUAUGCCUGACCCAAGGCAUUAAUCCCCGCGACAAACAUGCCGAUAUUUUACUCCUUGGAUGUGGAGAUGUCCGCCACAUCCUCUUCACUUCUCAUACCGACGUUCGUCAGAUGGACAUCACUUGCUGCGAUGUCGAGAGGGCAGUCUUGGCUCGCAACAUCAUCCUCUUGACGUCAAUCCUCGAUGACUCAAACGGUCGGAAGAACGACGACAACUGGAACAUCUACUACCACAUGUAUCUCGAUCAACAUCGCCUCGACGUGCUCCGCGCACAGGCAACGAAACUCCAUGGCCUGUUUUGCGAUUCUGGCACCCUCGACAAGGUCCGCCAGAUUUGGGACUUCUACUCCACCGAGAGGAAGGGUCACCAGCAGUCCGCCUUCAAGACCAGCUUCAGGUCCAGCAUUCAGAGCUCCAGAUUCAAGAGGUCCAACGAACAUAAAGGCUCGCUAGGGAUUCUGACCAGUCUCCGAUCUGGUGCACCGGUUUGCUGUCUCGCAAGCUGUCCGUGUGACCCCAUGUUUGCUUCUCCGGACAACGACGCCAUGCUCCAUUACGGAACAGAUCCCAUUCUUGGUUUUCACCUCUCCACCGCCUAUGCCCCGCUGGACGCCGCAUCUCCCGUGGUUCGCCUGCAAGAAGACAUCGUCGCCGCUGCCCGUGCAGAAUUCCGGGCAUGGUCAGAUUCGUUUAGAAGCCGCAGCCCAGGAAGUUUCACAAUGCGAGUUUUCGCUGGAGACGCCCUCGCGUUUUCCUACACCCUACAACAUCGUCGCGCCACAACCACUGCCACCUCUGCGCACUGGUAUCGCGACCAACAUCACCUCGAUCCGCUCACACUUGACGGUGAUGACUACAUCCCGUGGGGUUCUGCGCCGCUCUCUUUCGCAGUCAUCGACACGUCAAACCUCGCCGACCGCAUUGGCGCUCUCAACCUGCUGGUAGCAGCAUCACCGCUCUUGAAUGGUUGCUCAUCGGCCAGUCUCUACACGGACUCGAUAGCGAAGACGAGCAAGAUACAUCCGAAACCGGUCGACACUCUGCUCUGCGGUCACCUCCCAACUGUGGCGGUUCUCCUCGGCUUGGUUCCGGUUGAGUACUGGACAAAUGCCUCCUUCGUGUCCGGAGGUGAAAAGAUUCUCGACGCUGCAGCUUCCAAGGACAGCAACAAGCUUGUUGGUGGCCAUGCUUUCGUCAGGACUACAUGGAAACGACCGAUUUCGCAGCGCGCAGGGCUAGGAUCGCCGACACCGCUGCAGCCCCUCCGCUUUGAUGAGAGUGGUCUAGCACAGGUCCUACACCGUAUCUACCUACAGAUGUUUCACGGCGCAGGCUGGUCACAAAGCUUUGCCUCGAAGCUUCAGAGCCUCUUUUUCCCGCAACUCUACAACAGGCCAGUCUUUGCAUCGCUGCUUUGCCUAGUCAAGAGCCGGGUCACCGUCGACUGGGAGAAGACCAUGGAUAUUCUCGUGGGGCUCAUCGAGAGCAAUUCUAAUAAGCUCCCGUUGGAAGUGGGCUACCUCCAGGAACUCUACCUGUAUUUGCACCUCCUCGGCGUUCACUCGGUCGACGUGCACCGAAGACCCUUCAACACGGGCCCGAUUACUACGCCCACGGGAGAUGUACGCGACUGGAGGAACAUGCCGUCCGCGGUUUGCAUCAUCCUGAAGGUGCCGAGAGCGAUACUGGCAGCAUUCACCGACGACGACCCUCUCAAAUUCUUCAUCAAAUUCGGCACGCCCCCUGUCCAUUGCCUCGUGCAAAGUUCCUCGGCGUCUACCAUUAAACCAUGGCUGAAUUUCUUUCCUACCGUUCAGAUGGGUUUCGGGCAACUGUCGGCCAGCGGCGCCAGACACAGCAGCGAUUUCAAGCUGCACAUCACCGAUGAUCCGCUCGGCUGGCAUGGGGAUUCUCCACUCUUCGUGUCCUUCAGAGCCCCGGCUUCGGUGCUGCUAUUGGAGCCGCGAAGUGCCAAGAUAUCGUUUGGUUUUCAGAACUCACUUGCGACUGCGAAGGAGUUGGCGAAUCGCUUCGGACCCGAAUUGAAGGUCUUCGUGACGAGUCUUGGGGACGCAGAGCACGUCCACAUCAGCCAAGAUCUCCCGAACCAGGCCGGAGUCAUGUUUGGCUCUGGGUUUGCCACCAAGGAUGUCGCAGCUCUCUCGAAUCCGGGUGCCAGGACCGUCGUCACUGCCAACGCCGACCCAGCCACGGGGAGAAUAGCCUCCCUCAUAGGCCGCCUCGACAUCUUUUCCGAUGACUUGAAGUCAGCCCUUGCUGUCGGCUGUCGAAUACGGUCGGUUUCCCUGUCACCCUUCAACUUCCUUAUUUCCGUUGGCAAGGCGUCGCCUCUCAAACUGGACUUUCCUAUCCCUGUCAUGGAGUCCAAAUGCAAGAUUCUACUUUCUCGGAAUUCCGGCUAUGUCGAGGUCCUUGCACCCGUGGUUGCCGAGGCCUGGAAAAAGACUCUCCAUUCCUUCAUGUAUCCCGUGCUUCUCGACAAUCGCACCCCGAUACCCUGGAACCUACCUCAUCUGAACCUGCAAGCUCUGCCCCUCCUCAAUACUUCGCAGCCGAGAAAACUGAAGUGGCUAGACCAGCACGUCCCGUUCAUGUACUCCAAGCGCGAGCAGGCCCUGCGUAUGGACCCCUCGCUGCCCAGCCUGGAGGGGGAGCGAACCCGCGCCAACUUCAAAGCCUCGCUGCUCACACUGUUCAGAGACUUUGCAGGAUUACCGGGGGCCCACAAGGCGCACACAUUCGGCAUAAACAACUUUGCCGGCGGGGGCAUACAGAUGCUCGUCUUCGUGUCCGGCCUUCGCCUCGAUCUCGCCAAUCGCACCUUGGUCCUCGACGCCGCGGUGCUGCCGAUCGACCGCGAGCGGACGCCCCAGAUCGACGAGCACCUGCCUGCCCCGCCGGACCCCGGACUCGGCAUGAUCAGCGUCGACGACGCGGAGCCGCGUCUCUGGAAGAACGUGCUGCCGGCGUGGGUCGAGCGCUGCCGCACGUGGGAACACCGGCCUAGUUGCGAGUACGCCGUCCAGGGCCGGGUCCCGCUGUCGGUGGAAGUGGGCGAACCAGUUCUCUGCAGAUGUGGGAACGGUGUGCUUCAGGACCGGUUUAUGGCGGGUGGUGCCAACUGGCGCGUCAUUUCCAAGCAAGUUGUUCGGGUUGCCAUCUCUCCGUUGUUCACGUGCCCCCAUGUGGACGAGACCCAUGACGAUGCUUGUCGUGUCUGCAAUCGUGACCGGGCGGAAGGUGGAAGUUCCCUUCUCACUUGCGCUAAAUGUCGCACGGCGAAAUACUGCUCUAGCGAGUGCCAGCGUGCGAAUUGGAAGAAGCACAAGACUGAGUGCACUCCGACUCGCCUAGACAGCUGCGAAUGA
Molecule: messenger RNA, 3453 nt
Organism: Phialemonium atrogriseum
Lineage: Eukaryota; Fungi; Ascomycota; Sordariomycetes; Cephalothecales; Cephalothecaceae
Exons: 7
Coding region: 1-3453 (1150 amino acids)
Biological process (GO): regulation of transcription by RNA polymerase II
Cellular component (GO): nucleus
Molecular function (GO): DNA-binding transcription factor activity, RNA polymerase II-specific
Source: RefSeq, a predicted model, not a curated record